CAUGCAAUGUGCUAUCGUCUAUGGGCUGUUCUCACAGCCAUUACGCUAAAAGAAUGAAGUUCCACUACACCAAAAACACCGAAAACUAAACAAGAUGUAGACAAAGCAGGAGGUGAGAAAUAUCGACCAACACCUAAGUCGGCCGUGAAUGCCGAUGCCGAAACGCCAGCGCUUAAAUAGCCCCUAUAACCAAGAGCGCUUCGACUCCCCAGCGCUCCUCAACGUUGAGUGACGUCAGAGCUCUCCUGGCAGCCUGUAAACCGGAGCGGAUCCGCUACAAAGAUUCACAACCAAGGGGAGGACAGCGAGAAAGGGUUUCAAGUACCUGGCACGUAACUGUACACAAAACAGGAUUAUUUUCAGUUGUCACCGAGGAAGAGUUGUCUGUCCUACCCCGGGAGCUGGGGGUAACCGUGCACGACACCCCCGCAAUGGAUAGGGUCAUAACUUGUUUCUUUGCUGCGGUCAGUUUGUUGAUCUCAGUAAGAGGACAAGUAUUUAAAGGCGACUGUGACUUUGAGAACUCCUACACGGCAUGCGGGUACAGCCAAGGCAAAGAGGAUGACCUAGACUGGGAGCAACUCAACACCGUGGAGAAGCCCUCCACUGACCCCUGGAUACCCACAGGUUCGGCCUUCAUGAUGGUGAACACGUCCGACCGCUACGCGGGGCAGCGAGCCCAGCUUCUCACCCCCCAGCUGAAGGAAAACGACACGCACUGCAUCCUCUUCAAGUACAUGGUGUCUGGCCGGGAGGGGGCCAACCCAGGCCACCUCAACAUCUACAUCAAGGAGAACAACAGUCCGAUGGGUGUCCCGGUGUGGAACGCUUCUGGGACCGCCACUCGAACCUGGGGUCAGAUAGAGCUGGCCGUCAGCACCUUCUGGCCAAACUUCUAUCAGAUCGUGUUUGAAGUGGUGACCUCAGGACAACGAGGCCUGUUAGCCAUCAAGGAUGUGGUACUCCAAGGCCACCAGUGCAUGAAUACGCCACACUUUCUUCAGAUAAAGGGUGUUGAGGUCAAUGCUGGACAAACUGCUACUUUCCACUGCACAGUGAAUGGACACCACAGAGACAACUUCAACCUGUGGUUACAGGGAAUUGGAGGUCGGGAGGCACCCAUGAAAGCCACCAAACCCUGGAACAACCGGCGGUUCAUCGGGACGUUCGACGUGGAGAACACGACCAAGGCCGACUCCGGUCACUACCGCUGCAUCGUGCACACGGGACGCGGCAUCGGGGUGUCCAACUACGCCCAGCUGACCAUAAAACAACCCCCGGUCCCGAUUGCACCGCCGCAACUCACUGCAGUGGGUGCUACCUACCUCUGGAUCCAGCUCAACGCCAACUCCAUCAACGGGGAUGGGCCCAUCAUCGAGAGGGAGGUGGAGUACCGCAUGGUCUCUGGGCCCAUGUACGACCUGCAGGCAGUGGACAAGACCACCCACAAGAUCGGCCACCUGGACCCUGACACUGAGUACGAGAUCAGCGUCCUGCUCACCCGCCCUCUGGAGGGAGGCACCGGGGCCCCGGGGCCCCCCCUCCGAGCCCGGACCAAGUGCGCUGAACCUAUGCAUGGGCCCCAGAAGUUGGAGGUGGUGGACAUCCAGUCCAAGCAGAUCACCGUGCGCUGGGAGCCCUUCGGCUACAACGUGACCCGUUGCCAUAGCUACAACCUAACGGCGCAGUACCGGUACCGGGCCGGGGCCAAGGAGGAGAUCCGGGAGGAGGUGUGCUACGACACCACAAGCCCCGCCCCCCAGCACACCAUCCGAAACCUGGCCCCCUACACCAACCUGAGUGUCCGGCUGGUCCUGCGCAAUCCGGAGGGCGUCAAGGAGAGCGUGGAGAUCCAGGUGCAGACCGACGAGGACGUGCCGGGGGCGGUACCUCUCGAGUCCAUCCAGGGGAGUACUUACGAAGAAAAGAUCGGCCUCAAGUGGCGGGAGCCCGUGCAAACGUACGGCAUCAUCACACUGUAUGAGAUCUCAUACAAGGCUGUGAGCUCCUUCGACCCAGAGCUGGACCUGUCCAAUCAAAGUGGGAAGGUGUUCAAGCACAGCAACGAGACAUCCCAUGUGUUCCUGGGGCUGGUCCCAGGAUCAACCUAUUCCUUCACUAUCAGGGCCAGUACUGCUAAGGGGUAUGGGCCUCCAGUCAUCACCCAGUUUACCACUAAAAUUUCAGCUCCCUCCAUGCCCGGCUAUGAUCAGGAGACCCCUCUGAAUCAGACUGACAGCACGGUGACAGUGCUGCUGAAACCAGCCCAGAGCAGGGGGGCGCCCGUCAGUGUGUACCAGGUGGUGGUGGAAGAAGAGCGCCCCCGUCGGGCCAGGAGGGCCGCAGAGAUCCUGCGCUGCUACCCCGUGCCCAUCCACUUCCAGAACGCCACCCUGCUCAACUCGCAGUACUACUUCACCGCCGAGUUCCCGGCCGCGGGCAUCCAGGCGCCCCAGCCCUUCAGCAUCGGGGACAACAAGACCUACAGUGGCUACUGGAACGCCCCGCUCCUGCCCCACAAGAGCUACAGCGUCUACUACCAGGCUGUCAGCACAGCCAACGGGGAAACCAAAAUUGACUGCGUCCGAGUCGCCACCAAAGCCGCCAUAAUCGUCACUCAGCUCACAACUCCCUACAUACGCAUCGCCCCGGCGGCUGGCGAAAACCAACUAACAGGGGCAGUGACUCGGAAGCCAGAUGCAGUCGAACCGGAGAAACAGACUGACCACACCGUGAAGAUUGCCGGGGUCAUUGCUGGAAUCCUGCUCUUCGUCAUCAUCUUCCUUGGCGUGGUGCUGGUCAUGAAGAAAAGAAGAACCUAUCACUCCUACACAUACUACCUGAAACUUGCGAAAAAGCGCAAGGAGACGCUGAGCAGCACUCGACAGGAGAUGACGGUGAUGGUGAACUCGAUGGACAAGAGCUACACGGAGCAGGGCACUAACUGUGACGAGGCCUUCUCCUUCAUGGACACACACAACCCCAACAGCAGGCCGGUGUCCUCACCAACAUCGUUCACAAUGAAGGCGAACACUCUAAGCACCACUGUACCCAACUCCUAUUACCCAGACCCAUUUGUGCCCACUGCUAUCCUAGACGAUGUGGAGAGGAUGAGGGGCAGUGACAGAGCGUCGCGGCCGCCGCCCGGCCGCGAGCUAGCGCCGCCGCGCACGCCCGGAGGAAGCGAAAGGCGUGCGGCUCUCUCUCUCUCUCCGCUUAGAGAGGGCGAUGCCAGUCAGUUGAAGGAAAGGAAAGAGAAAGAGAGAGUGCCCAUUAAUGAUGAGAGCCAGACCAUGGCGAGCGACACCAGCAGCCUGGUGCAGUCGCACACCCACUCCUACAAGAAGAGGGAGGCGGUGGUGGACGUGCCGUACCAGACGGGCCAGCUGCACCCCGCCAUCCGCGUGGCCGACCUGCUCCAGCACAUCACCCAGAUGAAGUGCGCCGAGGGCUACGGCUUCAAAGAGGAGUACGAGAUUAAUGAGAGCUUUUUUGAAGGACAGUCCGCGCCCUGGGAUUCCGCAAAGAAAGAUGAGAACCGGAUGAAGAACAGAUAUGGGAACAUUAUCGCAUAUGAUCAUUCCCGUGUCAGGCUGCAGGCCUUGGAUGGGGAGCAGAGCUCGGAUUACAUUAAUGCCAAUUACAUCGAUGGCUACCACAGGCCUAACCACUACAUUGCAACUCAGGGGCCCAUGCAGGAGACUGUCUUUGACUUCUGGAGGAUGGUGUGGCAGGAGAACACAGCCACCAUCGUCAUGGUGACCAACCUGGUGGAGGUGGGAAGGGUGAAGUGCUGUAAGUACUGGCCAGACGACACAGAGAUCUACAGAGACAUGAAGGUGACUCUCAUCGAGACUCAGCUGCUCUCUGAGUACGUCAUCCGGACCUUCGCCGUGGAAAAGAGGGGGGCCCAUGAGAUCCGGGAGAUCCGGCAGUUCCAUUUCACUGGCUGGCCGGACCACGGUGUGCCUUACCAUGCCUCGGGGCUGCUGGGAUUCAUUAGGAGGGUCAAGGCCAAGAACCCUGCCAACGCCGGGCCCAUGGUCAUACACUGCAGUGCUGGGGCGGGACGGACCGGCUGCUUCAUCGUGAUUGACAUCAUGCUGGACAUGGCAGAGAGGGAGGGCGUGGUCGACAUCUACAACUGCGUGCGAGAGCUGCGGUCACGGCGAGUCAACAUGGUCCAGACUGAGGAGCAGUAUGUCUUCAUCCACGACGCCAUCCUGGAGGCCUGCCUCUGUGGAGAUACCACUAUUCCCGCCAACCAGAUUCGGUCCGUCUACUACGACAUGAACCGCCUCGACCCCCAGACCAACUCCACCCAGAUCAAAGAGGAAUUCCGGACAUUGAACAUGGUGACCCCCACUCUGAGGGUGGAGGACUGCAGCAUCGCCCUGCUUCCCCGAAACCACGAGAAGAACCGUUGCAUGGACGUGCUCCCCCCCGACCGCUGCCUGCCCUUCCUCAUCACCAUCGACGGCGAGAGCAGCAACUACAUCAACGCCGCGCUCAUGGAUAGCUACAAGCAGCCAUCUGCGUUCAUAGUUACCCAGCAUCCUUUGCCAAACACAGUCAAAGAUUUCUGGAGGCUGGUGUUGGACUACCACUGCACCUCCAUAGUGAUGCUGAAUGACGUGGACCCGGCCCAGCUGUGUCCUCAGUACUGGCCUGAAAACGGGGUCCACCGCCACGGCCCCAUCCAGGUGGAGUUUGUGUCAGCUGACCUGGAGGAGGACAUCAUAAGUAGGAUAUUCCGCAUAUACAACGCGGCACGGCCGCAGGACGGGUACCGCAUGGUGCAGCAGUUCCAGUUCCUGGGCUGGCCCAUGUACCGGGACACGCCCGUGUCCAAGCGCUCCUUCCUCAAGCUCAUCCGGCAGGUGGAGAAGUGGCAGGAGGAGUACGACGGAGGGGAGGGCCGGACUGUGGUGCACUGUCUAAAUGGAGGGGGGCGUAGCGGAACAUUCUGUGCCAUCAGCAUCGUGUGUGAGAUGCUCCGACACCAGCGAUCAGUGGAUGUGUUCCACGCCGUCAAAACGCUGCGAAACAACAAACCCAACAUGGUGGACUUACUGGAUCAGUAUAAGUUCUGCUAUGAAGUCGCACUGGAAUACUUGAAUACUGGUUAACCUGCCUUGAAGCUCCACCCUGUUCCCUUGUACCACACCUGGACAGCGAAGCAAUCUUAGAACGUUAGUGGAAAACGAGGGAACGUAUUCGGGCGGGCGAACGGACAGUGGCCUCGCCCGUCUCAGCUGGCCCGGGAUUCCCUGGCCUGUAUGUACAGCGAGAAUCGGUCAAAAUCACACGUCUGUACCUGUGUUUGUAUCUCAUCCAGUUCCCAUCCAUCCAAGCUUGCUGGACAAACCGCCAGAGCACAGUGCUAUAUUUACAUGUCUCUUGACCUGUUCUUAUAUUUUUUUAAUCUCCUCUUACCCCUGAUCCUUGGAUGUUGCCUUCAAAUUCAGUGGACAAUUUUUUUUUUUUUCAUUUGUAUUUUUCUUUUUUUUUUUGUGGGGAAUGCAAUGUUGUGUAAACGUGUAACUGCUCAUUUUUAAACCUGUAAUUAUAUUUGUUGAUGCAAAGUUGUACAACGUAGCUGCAGUUACCUGGCAUUUUUAACUUUCGAGACUUUGAAUCCUAAGUGUUUUGCUUUGUUGUGCUGUUACUGGAAUUGUCAUUGUAUCAGAGGAAACAUUGACACGAUACACACAAGUUUAUGUUCCGUCAUAGUCAAAGGACCCAAAGCUUUUGUUAUGGUUUGUUUAUAUUGUAAAUAUUUUUUUCCAGAUUAUUUAUUCAUUCAGAGUACAUUUUUUGUGAAGCACAGUGAGUGACAAUCAUGUGUUUUGGGUUUAUUAAUUUUAUUGACCAGAGGAUAUUGUUAGGCUUUCUCUUGUAUGGAAUAAUAACUCAAAUUUAGAAAUACAUAUAUCUCUGCCAUGG
This is a messenger RNA of Anguilla anguilla (European eel), 5946 nucleotides long. Its product is annotated as receptor-type tyrosine-protein phosphatase mu-like. The transcript is spliced from 37 exons. Gene Ontology annotation, molecular function: protein tyrosine phosphatase activity; protein binding. Gene Ontology annotation, biological process: protein dephosphorylation. The record is from RefSeq and is a predicted model, not a curated record. The coding region runs from base 432 to 5129 and encodes 1565 amino acids. Lineage: Eukaryota; Metazoa; Chordata; Actinopteri; Anguilliformes; Anguillidae. Gene Ontology annotation, cellular component: membrane.